AUGGCGCACUGCCGCUGCGUCCGUGCCACGUCUUGGUGCAUCGCGUGUGCACUUUUGAAGCUGUUUUUGUGCAUAGGUUCAAGUAUUUUUCUCUUCCCCGUCGGAGUUGAGGCUGGGGGGCUGUACACCGCUACGGACCAGAUCAUAUUACUGACUCCAGCCACCGUGGACGCCGUGCUGGUCAACUCCACCGCCGCGGUCGUGGUGGAGUUCUACGCGUCGUGGUGCGGACACUGCAUCGCGUUCUCACCCACGUAUAAAAACCUGGCCCGAGAUGUGAGAGAGUGGAAGCCGGCAGUGGACCUGGCAGCCAUCGACUGUGCCGACGAGAACAACCGGAAAGUGUGCACGAACUACAGUGUGCGAGGCUACCCCACCCUCAAGUUUUUCAAUGCUUAUUCAAAGGCAGAGUCUAAAGGGCAGGCGUUUCGAGCUUCUUCCCGUGAUGUUCGAGGAAUUCGUCAGGCGAUAAUAGAGAAACUAGAGAAGCACCAGGAGCCUUGGCCGCCUGCCUGCCCCCCGCUGGAGCCCACCAGCAAAGCAGAGAUCGACAGUUUCUUCGAGACCAACAGCGUCCCGCAGCUGGCCCUGAUCUUUGAGGACGCCAAGUCGUACAUUGGUAGAGAGGUCACGCUGGACCUGCUGCAGUUUGACAACAUAGCAGUGAGGAGAGUUUUGGACACGGAGGAAGCUCUCGUGUCUCAACUGGGAGUGACCGACUUUCCGUCCUGCUACCUCUACUAUCCCGGGGGCAAUUUCACACGCCUCAAAGUAAAAUAUGAGGCCCGAACUUUUUAUUCCUACGCCCUCCAGAGGCUGCCUGGAGUAUCGCGCUCAGGGAAGCCCACACCAAAUAUUACCCACCAAAAAACCAACAGCACAGAGGAGCCGUGGAGACGUUUCAACGCGGUUCGAGUCUACAUGGCGGAUCUGGAGUCAGCGCUGCACUACUCUCUGAGGGUGGAAGUGUCUGCUUUUCCUGUAAUCAACGGAGAUGCUCUGAAGGCUCUAAAGAUGUACAUGUCUGUGCUGGCAAAGUACUUUCCAGGCCGCUCUGUGGUGAAGAACUCCUUAAAGUCUGUGGACUCUUGGCUUCAAAACACGUCUGGCAGCGACGUAUCGUUUGAUGACUUCAGAGAGGCGCUGGAUAACACUGCACAGGCCCCAGACACGGCGUUGCCAGACAGGGUGAGGUGGGUGGGCUGCCAGGGGUCCCAGCCACACCUCAGAGGGUAUCCAUGUGCAGUCUGGACACUCUUCCAUGUGCUCACAGUUCAAGCUCUGCAUGCUGGGGCUUCAGAUGGUCUGGAGGUGCUGACUGCCAUGAGAGAGUAUGUGCAUGCAUUCUUCGGCUGCAGACCGUGUGCUCAGCACUUUGAGAGCAUGGCCCAGGAAAGUCUGUCCGAGGUCUCCUCUUCCACCACUGCAGUCCUGUGGCUCUGGACAAGGCACAAUCGGGUCAAUAACAGACUAGCAGGUGCUUUAAGUGAGGACCCCGACUUUCCAAAGAUCCAGUGGCCUUCUCCUGAAAUGUGUCCUCUAUGCCACACUCUCAAAGUCAAUGGAGACCACAAGUGGGAUCUGGAUCAGGUUCUUCCCUUCCUCACAAAAUACUAUUCCAAUAGCAGCAUUCUCACAGAUUUUCUUGACGACGAAAGCCUAAUCCUUGCGCAACAGAAGGAAAAACGUGUUUUUGAGGCUAAGAAACGUAUCGAAAGAGCAGUCAAAGAGGCCACAACUAUGAGCCCUCUGUCUUUACUCUCAAGUGUUCCAGGAGAUGAAGUCGAAGAGGACGAGGAGGAGGAGGAGGAGGAGGAGGAGGAGGGGGAAGGCCCACAAGAUGAAGAUGUCGCAGAAGACAUGGCGGGCGGUAAAAACUAUGACACGACUCCCUGGGCCAAACCCGGCAUGAGGCUGGGAGAAAAGCGGACGCAGAACAGGCCUGUCAUUGUGGGUAUGAGGAUGAAGCAGCAGCCCGAGGAUAUCGUGGAUCUCGACUCUUUCGUGAACCAGCACUACAGGGACAAGGCUCUCCGGGUCAGACGCAGGACGCUCCAGAGAAAGGAGGAGCAGGACCCAGCGCCUGUAUUUGGUCUGGGACUGGGACUGGUCGGUCUGCAGCCCGUCGAGCCCGAUUUUGAGAAGCAGAAAAGCAAACGGCUCCAGAAACGGGCACUUUCGCGACAGAUGUACGACGUGAAGGCAGAGGAGGGUGGCCAAAGGAAAGGAUGGGUGACUGUGUUCAGCAUUGGAUUCUCAAAAGUGGACAUAAGUCUUUGUGUCAUCCUCUAUUUCCUGUCCUCCAUGUGCCUCCUGACCAUGUAUCUGUUCUUCAAAAACCGCCUGAGGAUACGGCAACCCAAAAUGUCCGUCUUGUGA
This is a messenger RNA of Knipowitschia caucasica, 2379 nucleotides long. NCBI's taxonomy places the organism in Eukaryota, Metazoa, Chordata, Actinopteri, Gobiiformes, Gobiidae. The record is from the annotation of a GenBank genome assembly.